Etheostoma spectabile (orangethroat darter) is the source of this 2363-nucleotide messenger RNA. RefSeq names its product pseudouridine 5'-phosphatase (gene pudp). The transcript has 4 exons. The record is from RefSeq and is a predicted model, not a curated record. Gene Ontology annotation, molecular function: phosphatase activity. NCBI's taxonomy places the organism in Eukaryota, Metazoa, Chordata, Actinopteri, Perciformes, Percidae. Bases 103 to 666 code for a protein of 187 amino acids.
UACGUAUGGUCACAUGUCUCCGGGUUACUUUUUUGUUGCCCCCUCUCCCUUCUUACCAACCGUCUUCCUUGUACUCAACGCGGAAGCUUCGAGUAGUGAGUCAUGUCUGCGAUUCAUUCUGGUUGCCCCUACAAACCUGUGAGCCAUGUCAUUUUCGACAUGGACGGAUUAUUAUUAGACACAGAGCGGCUGUACACCGUGUCCUUCCAGGAAGUGUGCGACCGCUUUGGGAAGCAGUACACAUGGGCGGUGAAGUCGUCAGUGAUGGGUAAGAAGGCUCUGGAUGCUGCCCAGAUGAUCCGGGACGCUCUGGAGCUUCCUCUGACGGCCGAGGAACUCCUCGCUGAAACCAGACGGAUUCAAGAGCGGAUCUUUCCCUCCGCUGCACUCCUCCCAGGUGUGGAGAAGCUGGUGCAGCAUCUCCGUAACCAUGGCGUCCCCGUGGCGGUGGCCACCAGCUCGGCCGGCGAGACGUUCCAGCUGAAGACCAGCCGACACAAAGACUUCUUCGGCCUGUUUGACCACGUCGUCCUGGGAGACGACCCCGAGGUGAAGAACAGCAAACCUCAACCGGACUCGUUCCUCGUCUGCGCCGCCAGGUUCGACCCCCCGGCUGCUCCAGAGAAGGUAACCUCAGGGGUUAAAGAUAGGACACUAAGGGGUUAAAGAUAGGACAGGGUCAACCCCCCGGCUGCUCCAGAGAAGUGCCUAGUGUUCGAAGACGCUCCCAACGGCGUGAAGGCGGCGCUGGCGGCCGGGAUGCAGGUCGUGAUGAUUCCCGACGACAACAUGGACCCGGGUCUCACCCAGGAGGCUACGCUGCGACUCCGGAGCAUGGAAGCGUUUGAGCCGCAGCUCUUUGGCCUGCCAGUGUUUGACUGAUCCGGAAAACCUAAACCCUGACAUUUUAGAGACCAUGGAACUCAUCCAUUCAUCCAGAAAACAACCCACACGUGAAUCCAGGGUGAAAAUAUUCAGCAGUUAGGGUUAGGGGAACUUUAGUUUCAGGCCACCAGAGGGCAGCGUGGAUAUUUAACCCCCCGAUUUUAAUGUUUCCAUAUCAGACAUCCCCAAAAUAACAUGUAUGGUUCCAUACAAGGCUCUUCACGAGGUCUCUACGUUCAUUGGAUUCUAGGUGUUUUAUUUUAUGGCGUUAUCUUGACUACUGGUGAUAAUGGAAGUAUGUUAAAAUAAGGUCCAAAAACAUGAACUCAUGUAAAAACGGUGUCUACAAAAAGUGUAAAUGUCGAUCCUGGAGGAUAAGACAAGGGUUAAGUGGCCCUGAAAUCUGCGAGGUUUUACCUUGGGGGGGGGGUACUUCAUUUUAGGAACCCAAAGCAGAGAAUCAGAUGUUUUCUCCAUUUCAUCUCUACUAGACAUGCAGCUGAAGCAAAUAUCUUUCACUAUCCUCAUUCAUUUAAACGCUACAAAAAAGCCUUAAAAGUCUGGAGUUAGAACGUAUUACAGAGAGUUGUUUCUAUGGAGAUGAUAAACCGUCUUGUUGCAAUAGGAUCUGGAAAAUGUGGAAAAAAACCUGCCAAAAGGGUUGAAAAAAUGUUAAAUAAAGCAUCAAAAUUUGUCCAAAAAGUUCCAACAAAGGACCAGAACAUUAAAAAAGCAGCAACAAUGUUAAUGUCAAAGUGUCAAGAAGGCACCAAAAAUGUACAAAAAAAAAUAUUUAAAGUUUUCUUCUUUGAAAAAGCACCAGAUAAACAUCAAAUAAAGCACCAGAAAUGCAAAAAGGCGUCAGAGGAAAAGAAAUAGGGACCGGGAACCUGCGUUGUCAUCGGGCCCGACGGAUAGCGGCUGUUUAGGAACACUGUCCUUGGCAUUCAGUACAUUUAAUGGAAACUGUCUUCUUGAAAUUCUAAAUCCCCCCCCCCCCUUUUCAUCUCUGCCAUGUCUGCCUCAACCCUUAUUACAUGUCACAUGUGGCGCGUCCUCUGGCUGAGCAGGCUUUAACGGAGGAAGCUGCCUCUGAAGCCUGGUGCAUGGCUCCCCCAGGCUGCUGGAAUGGGAUCUCCCAUCAUCUGCACAUCCAUCCACUCCCCCCCCGCCCCCUGCCUUCCUGUGCUUUCAUCCUCAAAGUGGGGGUAUUCUCCUUGGCUGUUCUCCCUCUCUCCUCUCUCCUUUUGCUCCUGCUCUCUGUAGUUGUACAUGUUCUCCUGGCUCCUCCCUGCGCGGGCCUUUCAUCCACCACAGCGGGACUGUAGUUUCAAAUCUGUUUUAAUUUGGAUUUGAAUCAUCUGCGUGAAAAUAUUGCUGGGUCAGAUCUCAAAAAGACUCUAACAACAUGAUGUUCUGAUGUGCAAAUGGGUUAACUUUUCAUUUUCAAAUAAAGAAAUCAAUAACACAAACCCAGA